Molecule: messenger RNA, 1936 nt
Organism: Trematosphaeria pertusa
Lineage: Eukaryota; Fungi; Ascomycota; Dothideomycetes; Pleosporales; Trematosphaeriaceae
Product: aldehyde dehydrogenase
Exons: 3
Coding region: 363-1823 (486 amino acids)
Molecular function (GO): succinate-semialdehyde dehydrogenase (NAD+) activity
Source: RefSeq, a predicted model, not a curated record
CUCCCAUCCGAAGAGGGGACUGGAAUCGGAACAUGGUCCGAGCGCAAGCUUCCCCUCUUCAACCCUCGAGAUCCCUCCCGAGAUCUCCACAUCGGCCCGGUCUCCAACUGCCGUCCUUGCGAUGCGACAGGCAGCGUCGGGAGUGCCUCAACUAGCCCUGUCUCUAGGAGGUAGGACCGCAAUGGCCAGACUCCUUUCGCCUCGAAUCUUUCGUCAUCCUCGUUCUUUGCGCCGGCAGGAAGACGCGACAGCGUUCAACCCCGCACCAGUCCUACGCCCCGCGCAUACAAAUUCACAUUGAGCCUUCCAAACUCUCAGUUGUUGAAUUCUUCAAAUUCUUGACGGAAUAGCAGAUCAACGAGAUGGCCACCGACACAUCCUACACCGUCCCGCUCCUCAUCAACGGCAAAGAGGUAAUCACCUCGACCACCUUCCCCGUAACCUCGCCUUCCUCGCACCAGCAGAUAUGGAGCGCCUCGUCUGCCUCUCUCGGAGAUGUCAAAUCCGCAAUCUCGGCUGCCCAAGGCGCGUUCCCAGCAUGGGCGAAGAUGAAGCCGGCCAAGCGUCGGGACAUCCUGCUCAAGGCCGCCGAGCUCUUCCAGGCACGCGGGGAAGAAUUUGGAGGAUAUAUGAUGCAGGAGACCGGAGCAGCGCCCGCAUUCAGCGCAGGAUUCAAUGUGCCGCUCGCGGCAGAGAUGUUCAGGGAUGUGGCUGGGAGGUGCAGUACGAUUAUGGGCAACAUACCGACUUGUGCGGAGGACGGAACCAGUGCGCUGGUGGUCAAGGAGCCGUUUGGUGUUGUGCUGGGCAUUGCACCUUGGAAUGCCCCGUACAUACUCGGCCUGCGCGCCGUUCUCUACGCCCUCGCCGCUGGCAAUACAUGCAUCCUGAAAGGCUCGGAGCUCUCGCCACGCUGUUUCUGGGCGAUUGGUACAAUCUUGAACGAGGCUGGCCUUCCGGCAGGUGCAUUGAACGUGCUAUAUCACCGCCCAGAAGAUGCGGCGCAGAUCACCACAGCUCUCAUCGAACACCCCGCGAUAAAGAAGGUCAACUUCACCGGCUCUACGGCAGUGGGCCGCAUCAUCGCGCAGACAGCGGGCAAACACCUCAAGCCCGUGCUGAUGGAGCUUGGAGGCAAAGCCAGUGCAAUCAUUCUCGAUGACGCAGACCUGAAGAAAGCCGCGACCCAAUGUGCGCUAGGCUCGUUCCUUCACUCCGGACAGAUCUGCAUGGCUACCGAGCGCAUCCUCGUACACAAAGACGUCAAGGCGCAAUUCAUCGAAGCUUUCAAAGGCGCCUCAGAAGCCAUCUUCGGCGACGACAAGCCCGCGCCGGUCCUCGUACAAUCCGCGGGCGUCGACAAGAACAAGCGCUUGAUCACGGAAGCCGUCAAGGCCGGCGCCAAGGUCGUACACGGUGACCACGAGAAGCACGAACCGCAUCCAGAGACCAACGAGGUUUCGAAGACGAGGAUGAGGCCUAUCAUCGUAGAUGGUGUGAACAAGGACAUGGAGCUGUAUCACACGGAGUCGUUUGGGCCGUCGGUAUCGGUUAUUGAGGUUGCGAGUGAGGAGGAGGCGAUACAGAUUGCGAAUGACACCGACUAUGGGUUGACUGGGGCUGUGUUUACGGAGAAUUUGGCGAGGGGGAUUAGGAUUGCUAGGCAGAUCGAGAGCGGUGCUGUUCAUAUCAACGCGAUGACUGUUCACGACGAGACGAACCUUCCGCAUGGUGGCGCGAAGAUGAGCGGCUGGGGUCGCUUCAACGGCAGCUGGGGAAUCGAGGAGUUCCUGAGGUUGAAGACGAUUACUUAUCAAGAAUAGGUUUGUCGUAUGAUAUGCUGUCAAAUGAAAUUGUACGAGCAACUUAUAAAGACUUGGAUGCCUUACUUGGAAGAAGCGGCACGAUGCCUCUAGAGUCAAUUUCAACCCAUCUG